Molecule: messenger RNA, 1725 nt
Organism: Micromonas commoda
Lineage: Eukaryota; Viridiplantae; Chlorophyta; Mamiellophyceae; Mamiellales; Mamiellaceae
Exons: 1
Coding region: 1-1725 (574 amino acids)
Source: RefSeq, a predicted model, not a curated record
AUGGACGAUGCGGAGAAGCAGCGACGGCGCAAGCUCGCCCUGCAGAAGCUCGCGCGUGUGUUCAAGGGCGAUGAACCCGCGCGGCGACCGGCGUCGAACGCCUACGGCGUCCUCGCCGAGCGCAAGAUCCUCACCACCAUCUUGAGAACCACGACGCAGCCCGAGAUUGCUUCCCUGGUCCGCGACAGGCUCGCGGUGAUAUCGCUGGAUUCCGACUCCGACGCCGACGACGCCCCGACGUCCGCCCCCGCCGCCGCGGCGAACGAGGCCAAGGCGCGCCUCGAGGCUGAAAAAUCCGCGGAAGUCACGACGUGGCUGCGAGAGGUCGCCAACGGGACGAGGCCGGUGCCCGGCAUCCUGGCGUCGCCCGAGUACUGGGAGGAGCUCGGCGCGCCCGCGAAGGACGCCGCGAACGCGCGCGGCCGCGAGCGGUACCGCGCCCGGAUGAAGCUGCGCGCCAGGUGCGAGCCAGCGCUGGCGCCCGGAGAGACGAUCGUUUGGCCGCACCUCGGCGACGACUACAACGACGAGCGCCUGAGCCUCAUCCGGCAACACCUUCGGGAGAAUGGCUACGCACAGUUUCCAUCCUUCGCGGUGGCCGCGCCGGACGCAGACGAGAACGGCGGCGCGAACGGCGGCGAGGUCGUCGCGGGUCCAGAUGCGCAAGGUCGAUCGGCGACGCCGGGAUUCGAACCUCCGACCUCCCUGCUGCGCGAGCGCGGCAGCUGGCGGUGGGAGGGCGCUCGCGUCCCGGUCAAGGCUGACGACGGCGCGCGGAGAGAUUUGCUCCAGUCGGUGGUGGAUCGGAUGCGACGUUUCGGCGCGUGGUCCCCCGCCGCGGCGUUCAUGUACGACGCCACGUGGCAGAUCAUCGACGCGGCGUUCGACGUCGCCGGGGUUUUGCUCGACGCGGACCCGGACGAUGGGGAGGUGACGCUGGAGCCGUCGUGCUUCGCGUGGGCGCUUCGAUGCGUAGACGAGGACGACACAGCUGGCGGCGAGAACGGGAAGAACGGGACCGGGAACGUCGCGGGUUCGAUCCCCGGCGGUAACUUUUCCCUGCCGCACCGGGACUACCCCGCGUCCGAGGCGUGGAACGCGACCUCGGACUCGCCCAACCUGGUCAGCGCGUGGAUCCCGCUCACCGACGCCACCACCGACAACGGCUGCAUGUACGCGUUACCCCGUUACGCGGAUGCGCAUUGGUCGGACCCAACUCACCCCGACCACCUCGCGCCGGCGACGAGGGAAGAAGGCGGCGGCACAACCCUUCGCUUCGACGUCGCGAGGGCGGUGCCGAUGAUCGCCAAGGCCGGGUCGGUGUGCGCGUGGGCGGGGCAGACGGUGCACUGGGGGGGCGCGUGCGGGCUCAGAAGCGACGAGUGCGACUGGAACACGCGAGCCAUUCCCAGGAGAAGCGUGGCGUGCACGUUUCGGUUGGCGAAUAAGGACAAGAGCGAGGGCAAGGGCGAGGGCAAGGGCAAGGGGGCGGCGAAGAAGGGAACCGACUUCACGCAGGGAUCCAGCGCGCUCGCGCCGAUGACCCGCGAUGAGUGCAGGCGAUUGACUCUGGAGGGACGGUUUCGGCUCCUCGCGCAGUCUCUUUUGCUGUACUCCGGUUGGCACCCCGUGCCGGGCGCGCUGCGGGCGGAGACGAUCGAGCUGGAGAGGCGGGACGGCAUCAGGCGGCUGAGGCUCGGCGGGAGCGAUCGCAGGGUGGAGUAG